AUGCGUUUUAACACUCUUGCUCUGACCCUGGCUACGGCGGGCACCCUUGCCGCCGCUCAGCACAACCACGGCCAUCGCCGCUUGCACAGACGUGCUGAUGACACUGUCAUCGAGUACGAACUCAAUGGUGUGCUCGUUUCCGAGGCCGUCGUCUGCGAGGGUAUUGCCGAUGGUACCCUGGAGUGGGCCGAUGGCAUCGCCCCCUCGGGCGCCUGCGAGAGCUCCUCUGCCACCGCGACCGCCGCCUCGACCGCCGCCGCCACCACUGUCACCGAGAUUGCUCCCGCCAUCUCGGUUGGUCCCUUCUCUUACCCUGCGACCACUGCCGCGGCCACCACCACCUCCGCCCAGGCCUCCUCCGGCUCCAGCACUUCCAGCUCUGCCGCCGCCGCCAGCGGCACCUCCACCAGCUCCACCUCCACCGGCAUCGACGCUGACUUCCCCGAUGGAGAGAUCUCCUGCUCGGACUUCCCCUCCGACUACGGUGCCGUCGCGCUUGACUACCUGGGUCUCGGCGGUUGGUCUGGUAUCCAGUACGUGACCAUCUCCGAUGACGUGGUCACCGAGAUCGUCACCGGUGUCUCGGGCGAUAGCUGUACCUCUGGUGCCAUGUGCUCCUACGCUUGCCCCGCCGGCUACCAGAAGUCUCAGUGGCCUUCCACCCAGGGUUCCACUGGCCAGUCAGUUGGUGGUAUCAAGUGCAAGGACGGCAAGCUCUACCUCACCAACUCUGAUCUCUCCAGCAAGCUGUGCAUUCCCGGCGUUGGCGGUGUUUACGUCGAGAACACCCUUAGCGAGGUCGUGGCUGUGUGCCGUACUGACUACCCUGGUACCGAGUCUGAGACCAUUCCUCUCAGCGUCGCUGCUGGCUCCACUGAGGACCUGACCUGCCCCAACGGCACCACCUACUACAAGUGGGAGGGUGAGGUCACCUCUGCUCAGUACUACAUCAACCCCAAGGGUGUCAGCACCAAGACCGGCUGCCAGUGGGGCACCUCUGCCUCGGACGUCGGCAACUGGGCUCCCAUGAACAUGGGUGUUGGUGAGAGCGAUGGCAAGUGGCUGUCUCUCUUCCCCAACACUCCCACUACCACUGCCACUCUCGACUUCAACGUUAAGAUCAAGGGAGACGACCUCAGCGGCGAGUGCUACUACGAGGAUGGUGUCUUUUACGACGCGGAUGGUGAGGUCGAUGACGGUUGCACCGUAAGUUCAUCCCUUUUUGUUAUCUUAAUGUUGCUCGGAACUUUCAACGCGUCGUGUUUGGCGGCGCGGUUGACAAGACACGCUCCCUCUGCCUCUGCCCUUUCCUCGUCUCCGGCAGGCGAGGGACCCUUUCCCAUUCCUCCCCUCCCACCACUGCGAAGCAACCCUUUUGCCCUUCUCCAGGGGACGACUUGA
Molecule: messenger RNA, 1401 nt
Organism: Penicilliopsis zonata CBS 506.65
Lineage: Eukaryota; Fungi; Ascomycota; Eurotiomycetes; Eurotiales; Aspergillaceae
Exons: 3
Coding region: 1-1401 (466 amino acids)
Biological process (GO): fungal-type cell wall organization
Cellular component (GO): cell surface; fungal-type cell wall
Source: RefSeq, a predicted model, not a curated record